AUGCCGGAGACGGUGGUGAGUUUGAAGCCGGCUGACAACGAGAGGAAGAAAAGUAAUGAAGAGAUUUUGGACAGUGAAAUUGAGAAAGGGCCGGAGAAUACAGCCACAGCCACAGCCACCACCCCGAGACCAGUCAAAAUCGUCCCCUUCAGCAAAUUCCAAGCCUCCUGCCGGCGCGUGGCGCCUGCCUCCAUCCCCGAAGGAGACGGCGGCGGUGGCGACAAUGGGGCCGUCGAGAAGCGCCUCCGUAACGGGGAUCUGUACAUUGGGGCCUUCCACAACGACGCGCCCCACGGAUUCGGGAAGUACCUGUGGAGGGACGGGUGUAUGUACGAGGGGGAGUGGAAGAAAGGGAAAGCGUGCGGGAAGGGGAAAUUUUCCUGGCCGUCGGGAGCUACCUUCGAGGGCGAGUUCAGGUCGGGCCGGAUGGAGGGCUCCGGCACCUUCAUCGGGCCGGACGGUGAAAUGUACAGAGGCUCGUGGGCUGGGGAUCAGAAGCACGGCUACGGGGUCAAGCAUUAUAACAAUGGAGAUUACUACGAAGGGCUCUGGAAGAGGAAUAUGCAAGACGGGCAAGGCCGGUAUCUAUGGAGGAAUGGGAAUGAGUAUAUUGGGGAGUGGAAAAAUGGGAUGAUCCAUGGGAGAGGAAUUUUGGUCUGGAACAAUGGGAAUAGAUACGACGGGAAUUGGGAAAAUGGCGUUCCGAAAGGACAUGGGGUUUUCACCUGGCCGGACGGGAGCUGCUAUAUCGGCUGCUGGUCGAACAAUUCCGGCAAGAACAGUAAGGGGAACCAGAUUCUGAAUGGAACUUUCUACCCUGCUCACAAUGGCAAGAAUGGUACUGGUUAUGGAAGUGAUGAGGGUUUGAAAGGAUGCUUUACUCAGAAAUUAUCCACGCCGUUGAUGGUGGUGGGAGAGGAGAUUGAGGAUGUGGUGGCUGAGGACGGUGGUGCGAAGAGAAGGUUUUCUGGUGAGGCGGCUGAUAGGGCUUUCCCGAGGAUUUGCAUUUGGGAGUCGGAUGGUGAAGCUGGUGACAUAACUUGUGACAUAGUUGAUAAUGUUGAGGCCUCUAUGUUGUACAGAGAUGGGUUCUUGUUUGACCGGGAUGGGCUAAGACAGUUUAGGAGAAACCCCUAUUAUGUAAGUGGGGAAGUCAAGAAGCCAGGGCAGACUAUUGCAAAAGGGCAUAAGAAUUAUGAUCUGAUGCUCAAUCUCCAAUUGGGUAUUAGGUAUUCUGUGGGGAAAGAUUCUUCGGUCUUACGUGACCUUAAGCCGAGUGAUUUUGACCCUAAGGAGAAGUUCUGGACUAGGUUCGCACCCGAGGGAUCGAAACUCACACCGCCUCAUCAAUCAAUGGACUUUUGGUGGAAAGAUUAUUGCCCUGUGGUUUUUAGACAUUUGAGGGAGCUAUUUCAAGUAGAUCCUGCGGAUUACAUGCUAGCUAUUUGUGGUGAUUAUGCCCUGCGAGAGCUUUCGUCUCCAGGGAAGAGUGGAAGUCUCUUUUACUUGACACAAGACGACAGGUUCAUGAUCAAAACAGUGAAGAAAUCGGAAGUCAAGGUGCUUACUAAAAUGCUUCCAAGUUAUUACCAGCACGUAUGUCGCUAUGAAAAUUCUCUCGUAACAAAAUUCUACGGCGUGCAUUGUGUUAAACCAGUUGGAGGUGUCAAAACCCGAUUCAUUGUGAUGGGGAAUAUGUUCUGCUCAGAGUAUCGAAUUCAUAGAAGGUUCGAUCUAAAAGGAUCCUCUCAUGGGCGCACAACAGACAAGCCUAAUGGAGAAAUUGACGAAACCACGACUCUCAAGGAUCUUGACCUCAACUUCGUUUUUCGGCUGCAAAGCAAUUGGUAUCAAGAGUUGAUGAAACAAAUUGAUCGUGACUGUGAGUUCUUGGAGGCAGAGAGAAUUAUGGAUUACAGUCUCUUAGUGGGUCUUCAUUUUCGUGAUGAUAGCACAGGAGACAAAAUUGGUUUGUCCCCCUUUUCGUUACGUGCAGGAACGGAUAGUUCGUAUCAAAGUGAAAAGUUCAUUCGUGGUUAUCGUUUUCUUGAAGCAGAACUACAAGAUAUGGACCGCAUUUUAGCUGGCAGGAAGCCACUUAUCAGGCUCGGUGCAAAUAUGCCAGCACGGGUCGAACGUGUGGCGGGGCGUAGCGAUUUUAACAAUUUGAGGCCCUCACGAAGCCGUGAAGUCCAUGAAGUGGUCCUCUACUUUGGAGUUAUAGACAUUUUGCAAGACUACGACAUCAGCAAGAAGCUCGAGCGCGCGUACAAAUCUCUACAGGUGGACCCCACCUCGAUCUCGGCUGUUGACCCUAAACUUUAUUCCAAGAGGUUUCGUGAGUUCAUCGGGAGAAUAUUUAUCGAGGAUAAGUGA
Molecule: messenger RNA, 2376 nt
Organism: Striga hermonthica
Lineage: Eukaryota; Viridiplantae; Streptophyta; Magnoliopsida; Lamiales; Orobanchaceae
Source: the annotation of a GenBank genome assembly